AGUUCAACGUAGGUUGUCCCUGCCAGAAUUAAAGAUGGCCGCUGCGGGACAGUAUCCGUCUACGUGACGUUGGCACUUGGUCACGCCCCACAAAGGCAUCUCACUUGGAAAAAGACAGGGUCACGUGACGGGCCCUGGCGGCAGGUGACCUCAGCAGCUUGGAUGGCGGCAGAUUUGACUCCCCGGUUCCGUAGGAUCCGCAGUAUGGGAGAGCUCCGAGCCCGGAGGAGAGGUUACACAGGGCCGUUCCAGGCAACACACUUGUGGAACAGUAUUAUCCAGGCACUGAAAAGCCAAGUAGAGGUGAAGCACAGACGGCAGCACCUGCGGACAUACCCCGGCUGCUUUACAGGCUCGGAUGCUGUGGAUGUCGUCCUUUGUCAUCUGAUGCAGAAUAUGUAUUUAAGCAGCUAUGAUAUUUCGCGCACCAAAGGAGUGCAGCUGUGCCAGGCCCUCAUGGACCACAAAGUCUUUGAGCCUGUUGGUGCUAAACUCUUUAAGACUGAAGCCGAACUUGUCUUUGAGGACAGUAAUAGUUAUUUCUAUAGGUUUUUAGAAUUUAAAGGUCCUGCUGAAUACUCCCCAAGUGAGAAGUGCUUUGGUAAAGAAAAGAGGCGCUCACAGACUGGACACGUAACAAUCUGCAAUCCAUCUGCUUGGGACACUCAAAAUGAGAAGUUAAAUCAGCUGCUUAACUGCAUCUGUCACCUUCCUAAUGCACAUCUAAACCACGACCUCAGUAAACCAUCCGGCAGCCCAUCUCCUAAAGAUGUUGAGAAUGUGUGGAAACAGCAGGUGAUGGUUCGUCUUCUUCAGUUAAUUCACAUUCCUGUCUUGGAAGACAUCUUGGACCCCCCCGUUAAAGCAGAUUACAAAAAGCAUUUUGCUGAUUUCAUUGUUUCAAACACAUUUGUGGACAGAGAAAUUCUACAGACUCUAAAUUUGCCCAAAUUGGACGGAUGGCUUGCUGCGGCAGUGGAGUGUUUGGAGUAUUUUCCUGAUGAACAGAUUGUGAUGCUGAGUCAGCAGUUAUCGCAGACUAAUGGAAAUAAGGAAAAUCUAGAUGUCUACAAGAAGAUGCUUUUUGAUGUUGUUACUAAAUAUUACUCCCAGGAAAGAGAUCCAUUUUUGGAUUGCCGAAUGGUUCAAAUUCUGUUGGGAAUCAUUGAGCUUCUAGAAAAUGGAAAGCAAACCCAAGCACUGGAAGCCGUCCAGCUUUUCCUGAGAUUGCUCAUGCCACAAGUAAGAGAGGAGUUCCGUCGUUUAAUCAUUUUCUUGGCCACAGCUUCCGAAACUGAUGCCUACCGGCUGCAAAAGCAGUUUGACAACAAAGUGAUGGUGUUAAAAAUAUUCACAAAAGUCAUCGUUCACAGCCCCACAGUAUCGAGAGGACAAAGUGAACAGUUUACUAUGUUUCUACUAGACCAUUCAAGGGACCUCUUCAAGACACCUAUGGAGCUACUUGAUCUUGUUAGUACAAAGUUAAGGAGUCUUCAGAACGGAGGAGACCCAGAUGACCUUUCAGGCUUUACAUUUUGUCAGCGGCUAACCAUUCAAGAAUACGAAACCCAGAGGUAUAGUUGCACAAGAAGGGAAAUACAGCAGUUGAUAAAGAUGGUAGACAGGAGUAUUGCUAUUCCUGAGAAGAAAAAGAAGAAAUUUAUGAAAGAAUUCCAGAAAUAUCACCCUUCAACCUUCACCAACUAAGUUUUAACUGACCUGCUUUGAUCAAAUUUUCUUUUGCACUACGAGUAGGUGGGUACGUGCCCACUUGUGUGGUUAGAUUGUCCCGGACUACAUAAAAUAUAAUGUGGUUGUGAUGUCUUAGGAAGCACCUGCAUUAGGUUGGAGAUGCACCUAAUGCAGGACAGUCCUGGAAUACUGCAAUACACGACAAAUGCAUUUAUUGACCUUUUUUAUAUGGGUAUUGCCCCAGUCAUUACUACUGUUUUUAGACUUUAAUGCAUUGCUGUGUCCUACUUGCACUAGAGCUAGAUUGGAGGGGAUUUUAUUUUUAAAUAUUUGUAUAGAGAGAACUUUGUUCCUAUUCUUGUAGUUUGUCACUUUGUAUUAUUGUGUGUAACUACUGAUUCUUAAAGUGUACUCCACCCUUACACUGUGGAGGCAGACUAAAGAACAUGGCUUAUUGUUUCUUUAGAAACCAGGGACAUCAAAGUGUACUUUGAUCUUUCUGGUGUCCGCAGAUAAGCGUACAUUCUGCUGAUAAUUUUCAGUGAUUUAUUUUAAAUUAAUCUUAAUGUGAAUAUUUGAAAUACUGUAAAUUUUACACUUCAGUAACCUUCCUCUCCAGCCAUAAUAUAGUAUAUUAUAAAUAGAGAAAGAUUUCUUAACAAGCAUUUAUACAAUGAUGCUCUGGGUUCCCGUGUCCUAACCAGAAGAAUGACUCCAAACAAAAGAUGUGAAGAAGUUGCCUGCUAAGAAAAUUACACUGCAUGUAUCCUAUAUCUGGAAUGACACUUUAAAAAUAUCCUUAUUUAUGGUAGCGUAGCCUUAAAAAGUCUGUGGAAAUGUGAUAGUCUUAUGUAGCAAUUGUGAUGGGAUAAGUGCAAUUACGUGUGAGGAAUUUAAAGGGUUAUCCCAUCUCAAACAUUUCGGGAAGGGCCACACAUGCUGUAUUUUGCUGCAUAUUUUCUGCAGCUGAUUUUGAUACCCAUUGACCGAGGUGGUGCAUCUUUUUUGAGAAUUGGGGUCCCAAGGCCCCAACACUGUGGAUAGGAUGCCGAAACAAUCUGAAAAGGUUGUUUUAUGCUACUUGCAUAAGUUUCAUUUAUGGGAGUUGCAUAUACAUCGUAGCUCUUGUUCUCUAGAUAGCUGUAGAUGCCAGAAGGUGGGACCUGAUUAACGCUAAGUCUGGGAAACAAUAACAAACACCCUACUUUUGUGUUUUCUUAUGUUAGAAUAUCUGUAAUAAUUAGACUGAUUCCGAAGUUAUCUAAAACUGUAAACUUAACAUUUUUGGAAUAUUAGAGAUCAAGAUCUUGGCAAUACUAUAACUAGAGAUGAGCGAACUUACAGUAAAUUCGAUUCCUCACGAACUUCUCAGCUCCGCGGUUGCUGACUUUUCCUGCAUAAAUUAGUUCAGCUUUCAGGUGCUCCGGUGGCUGGAAAAGGUGGAUACAGUCCUAGGAGAGUCUCCAGCACCGGAGCACCUGAAAGCUGAACUAAUUUAUGCAGGAUAAAGUCAUCAACUGCCGAGCCGAGAAGUUCGUGACAAAUCAAAUUUACUGUAAGUUCGCUCAUCUCUAACUAUAACCUCUGUUCCUAAACAUCGAGAGAAUUCAUAAUUUUUUAUUAUUCUAUACUUGAAAAUCAUGUUCCAUUAAUAAAAAUGUUCUCUUAUUUGUGGUUUGUGAUUAGGCCAAAAUGUCUAAACAUUGAGUCAUAUCUGAGAUUUGUGUAUUUGCUAAAAAAAAAAAAAAAAAAUGAA
Molecule: messenger RNA, 3448 nt
Organism: Hyla sarda
Lineage: Eukaryota; Metazoa; Chordata; Amphibia; Anura; Hylidae
Gene: DEPDC4
Product: DEP domain containing 4
Exons: 9
Coding region: 163-1707 (514 amino acids)
Biological process (GO): intracellular signal transduction
Source: RefSeq, a predicted model, not a curated record